Dovyalis caffra is the source of this 1332-nucleotide messenger RNA. Lineage: Eukaryota; Viridiplantae; Streptophyta; Magnoliopsida; Malpighiales; Salicaceae. The record is from the annotation of a GenBank genome assembly.
AUGAUGAUCUCUACAUGGAGAAAGCGGAGAGCAGCUCGCCUGGCCGGCAAGCAGCGGCUAGAGAGCGAAAUGGGAGACAUUGAAGUCACAAUACCAAACCAUUUCCGAUGCCCGAUAUCACUGGACUUGAUGAAAGAUCCGGUCACCAUGUCAAGUGGGAUUACUUAUGAUCGUGAGAGCAUUGAGAAGUGGAUAGACGCCGGGCAUGUGACCUGCCCCAUUACCAACAAGGUCUUCAGGAGCCUUGAUCCAAUACCAAAUCACACAAUACGUAAGAUGAUACAAGAUUGGUGCGUCGCGAAUAGGUCUUAUGGGAUCGAAAGAAUUCCAACGCCUAGAAUUCCUGUUAGUUCUGAGGAGGCUUUGGAGAUUCAUUCAAAAAUUGAAACUGCUUGUAAACAAGGAGAUCGAAUUGGAUGCCAAAAUUUGGCUGCCAAGAUUAAGGCACUAGCAAAGGAGAGCGAACGUAACAAGAGGUGCCUUGAGGCUACUGGAACGGCUGGUGUUUUGUCAUAUGCUUUUGAAGAGUUUUCAAAAGCUUCUUUCGAUGAAAAUGUUGCAGUCUUGGAAGAAAUACUGUCAAGUUUGACAGUACUUUUGCCUCAUGACAAGGCCACGACUUACCUUGCCUCAGAUGCAUCUAUGGAUUGCAUGGUGUGGUUCUUGAAAAGUGAGGAUUUGUCUACGAGAAGAAACGCAGUCCUGGUGCUAAAAGAGCUUGUUCCGUUGGAUUACAGGAAAGUGGACAUGUUAUCAGAAAUUGAAGGAGCCACGGAAGCGUUGUUUAAGCUAAUCAAGGCACCCAUUUGCCCUGCUGCAACAAAAGCUUCAUUGCUGGUCAUUUAUCACAUGGUCACGCCAUCGUCGUCAUCUCCUACAAACGCAAAGAUCGUAUCUAAGUUUGUUGAUUUGGGUUUGGUCUCAUUGCUGCUAGAAAUGCUUGUAGACGCCGAAAGAAGUUUAUGUGAGAAGGCGAUGGGAGUUCUUGACGGAAUUUGUGACUGUGAUCAAGGGAGAGAGGAGGCAUACAAUCAAGCUCUCACAAUACCAGUUCUAGUCAGGAAAAUACACCGAGCCUCAGACUUAGCAAUGAAGUUCUCGGUCUCUAUUUUAUUUAAACUCUGCAUGAAUGAGAAGAGAGAGAAUGGAGGUGUUCUUGUUGAAGCUAUUCAAAGGAAUGCUUUUGAAAAGCUUUUGGUUCUCUUACAGGUUGGUUGUGAUGGUAGAACAAAGGAGAUGGCAACUCGGCUAUUGACGUUGUUGAAUGCUUAUAGAAACAGAGUGGAUUGUAUUGAUUCUGCAGAUUUCAAGGACGUCAAAAAGCACUUUUAA